Molecule: messenger RNA, 4708 nt
Organism: Schistosoma haematobium
Lineage: Eukaryota; Metazoa; Platyhelminthes; Trematoda; Strigeidida; Schistosomatidae
Gene: DAG1
Product: Dystroglycan 1 (Dystrophin-associated glycoprotein 1)
Exons: 19
Coding region: 447-4583 (1378 amino acids)
Biological process (GO): axon guidance; nerve development; morphogenesis of an epithelium
Cellular component (GO): dystroglycan complex; sarcolemma
Molecular function (GO): laminin binding; calcium ion binding
Source: RefSeq, a predicted model, not a curated record
CCUUAAUUGGAUCUAAUCAUGAUCAUGAUAAUAAUGUUCAUUUAAUUUUAGAAUCAUCAAUAAUUUAUGAAAGGAAAUUAUCCAUAUUGGCUAGCGCUAAAGCUCAUAAUUAUAUCAGAAAUUCUAAAUCAAAUUUUUCCCAAUUAAUUAGGAUACAACAUAUUGGAUGUGGUAUUAUACCUGAUCAUAUAUUGAAAAUAUUAACUGUAUUAGAGAAGAAAUUUCAGAUUGGAUUGAUACCAAUUUGGACACUAUUGAAUAAUACAAAUUUUACUCGUUUUGAGAUGUUUAAAAAUAUCACGUUGGCUGAAUGGAUUGUUGGUGAUCUAAUUCAUAAUUCUUUGGAUGAUGCAACACAGACAAAACAAGAAAAUGUAAAACGAUCUCUUAAUAAACGAUCUGCAGUGUCGUCACGUGAAGCUGGAUAUUUAGAAGAAGGUUCAGGAAUGGCUUCGUUUCAACAAUUUUCAAAAAUGGAUUAUCGUUCAUUUUUAGAGCAUUCCAGUUCUGAUCUAAUACAUUCGAAUAUACCAAGAGUUAAAAAUUAUAUAACACCAAUAAAAACAACAGUGUAUCAAAUAUCUAAUGUCCAAAUACCACAGAAUACAUUCUAUGAUCUUCAAGAUGGUUAUACACAAAACCUCAAACUUACAUUAUACGCUUCAAAUAGCGAAAAUAUUUCAUAUAUUGAACUUAAGUCUAUGGAAAACUUGAAUCAGGCUAUCGGUGAAGAGAUUACACGUGAUAUAAAAAACUGGGUAUCGUUUGAUCCAAAGAAUCAAAUUAUACGACUUAAACCAUUACCAGACCAUGUUGGAAAUCAUACAUUUAUUGUAUGUGCAACAGAUAGGGAUCAGAAUAGAGCGUGUGAACCGUUUCAGAUAAUUGUGAAGCGUCCAUCACCUUUCAGAAAGAACUUUAUUUUACGUAUACCUCCAGGUGUAUUUUGGUGUUACCAGAUACCUAUUUAUUGGUUCAAAGAACUUAAAACUCUUUCAUUUGAUAAAUUGGAUUUGGAAGUGAAAGGUGAUUCACCAUUUUCAUGGAAUGUCCAAACUGGAGAAGUAUGCGUAAUAAGCAAUUUGAAAAUAUCACAAAUUAUAACACUUUUUUUUCAUGCAACAAAUGUUAAACUUGCUCAAAGUGUAGAAAUUGAAUUUCGUUUAUCGGCUAAAGUUCCAUCAGUUCAACUUUUGGUAACCAAUACUAAAUUACGAAUGAAAUUUCAAUGGCCAGAGAAAUUAACAAAUUAUGAAUUAAAUACACUAAACAAGAUUAAUUUGACUCUUGCAGAAACAUUACAAAAUCGAAUUAAUCCUGAAGUUAGUUCAGAGAAAUUAUAUAUAUAUGAGAUCAUACAAUUUAGAAUUCCACAAAAUGAAUCUGAUAUAGCAUCGUUUGAAUUAGAUUGGAUAUUUCUACCAUUAGGUUUACCAAAUGACGGUGAAGAAAUAUUUCUUUUAUCUAAUGAUUCUGCUAUAACUAACAUUCACUCAUUUCAAAUGAUGCAAAACACAAAUCUACAUAACCUUAAUCAACCAAUAAACAUUUAUGUACAAUCACAUAAUAUACCGAAACUUUCUAAAUUAUUAACCGAUUGUCAAUUAUCUAAUUUGGAUAAAGCUGAAAUUACUCUACAAAAUAAUAAAAAUUUAUUCAUUCCCUUCAUAUUAGAGUCUGUAAAGUUGUUAAAUUUAGAAAAUUCAGCUUGUUUUCUAGCUAAAAAAAUAACAAAACAAUUAGAAGAACAAGCAUAUUCAGCUUCUCAACGAUCAAAUGAAAUUGGGACAAAUUUAAGUAGAUGGUCAGACAGUCAUUUGUAUAUGCCAGCGAAUGUUCAAUUUAUGCCAAAUGUGAUACCUAACUUCACUGUUAUUGCGGGUUUACGAUUCAAAAAAUCUAUUAAUCCAGAUAAUGUUACUCCAUCUAAAAGAAUUCAAUUUAUGGAAUUAAGAGAUGCAUAUGGACUCAUUCUUGAUGAUUCUAGUUGGAUGACUUUAACAUUAGACAAUUCACACUUAAUCGGUUUACCUCUUAAUGAACAUGUACGAAAACAGCCAUAUUUAUUUAGACUUUAUAUUCAUUCCGUUGAUCAAAAAACACCUAUUACAAUUGGCUUUACAGUAGAAGUACAAGAUUGGUUUGAUACUAUGAGAAAAGAUAAAUCCUUUCAAUCAAAUCAUCGUGUUCGUUUACGCAUUUUACCAUCAAUUCAAACGUCAACUAGUCAAUCAACUGAAAUAUGGCCAGUUAAACCAUCAAAUUCAUUAAACUAUAGAUGGAAACUUUCAAAUGCAAUUGAUAAAUUUCUUCAUCCAAAUUGUUCACCACCUUGUAAUCCAGACGUUGGUAUCUGGCAGAUAACACAACAAAAUGUAAACAGUCUAUCAGUCACAUGGGCUCAACUUUCAUUGCUUCAAGAACAAGGAAAAUCGCAAACAAAUAUACCAGAUGAAAAUUUGUCUAACUGUCCAUGGGAAAAAUUUGAUCAUUUACAAAAUUUACUUAUUUUUGCACCAACUUUAGUUUCAGCUCAGAAAAAUCUAGGUCUUGUCACUGGUCUUGCUAACGAUGGUCAACUCUAUCUAUCCCCUUGGUCAGCACCUUCGAAUCAUUUUAGAGCACACAUCGAAUCAUCUGAACUUGGAAUAGUUGAAGCGGCUGUAGUUGAUCGUAUGGGAAGUUGUGCACGUCAUACUAAUAAGUUCGAAGGUCAAGAACUGGUUGGACAAUCAAUGCAAAACAGAUUCUCUUCAUUCUCAAGUUUAGAUAAUGAUGUGAUUAUGAAUUUCACAGUAUUUACGGGUGAAGGUUUUCGACGUAAAAUAGUAAAUGAUGAUACUUUGGCAACAAUGUCUCGAGGCAAUGUUCAUUUAUAUGAUAUAAGUGGUAGACAAGUAGGCUCAUCACAUUGGAUUGGUUUAGAGAAAGAUAAAUCAACAAUAUUUGGUAUCAUUAUUGGCAAUUCUGUUCAACCAUCAAGUCAUAAAUUUCAUAUAACGGAUAAUCCAGAAAAGAAUGUGGGUGUUCAAUUUUCAAUAUAUGUGGCUGGAUCCAAUCCACAACUGCCAACAAAUUUCAAUCAUCGCGUAGUAAUGCACUUUAGCGCAGAUCAUGGUCGACCAUGGACAGGAGGACAUAGUCUAGUAGAUAGAUGGCUACUAAUUUCAGCUUUGGAUGAUUACCUUAGACCUCAUUGUAUGGGAAGCAUUAUAUGUAGAAAUGAUAUGGAUAUUAUUUUACUUACACUUAACUAUCAAGCCUCUGGAUUUUCUGUUAUAUGGGCUCAAAAAUCUAUUUUAAUUCUUACUGAAAAUAUUCAUUUAAAUAAAACAACAGAAUUAUUAGAUUCUUAUACUCAACAAGAAUAUUGGAAUCAAUGGUCUAAACAUAUACAUCAUACAGUUAAACGUAAUAUAGAUUUUAAUCAAAUACCUUUACAAUUAAAUAAACAAUCAAAAUGUAAUAAUCAUUAUGAUAAUUGUCAAUCUUCAUUAUCAACUAUACACUUUACUAAACCUAUUUAUGAACAAUAUAAAAAUGUAUAUAGAAAUAAACGUCAUUUAUAUACUACAAUAAAUUGUCCUGAAAAAGAAAUAAUAAAAUUAGAAAAUCGUCUUUUAUCAGAAAUAAGAAAAGAUUUACAACAACCAUCAAUUGAUUUUAUAAAACAUUUAAAAGAAGCUGGUGUAGGUCAAUUAGAUGAAAUACAAAUUGAACGACUUGGUCCUUGUAUUCAAACACAACGUAAUUAUGAAGCUCCACCAAUUUUCAUACCUGGACCUGGAUUUGAAGGUAAUCAUGAGACGUUUAUUCCAAAUUAUGAAAAUAAAAGAGAAUAUAAAGAUUUAGUUGAUAUUGGUUCAUCUAUAUUAUCGUCAUCAUCAUCCUCAUCAUUAUCAUCGUUAUCAACUUCAUCUAUACAGGAUGAAAUGAAUGGAUCAAGAAUAAUUCUACUUGGGACUCUUUUACCAGUUUGUAUAUCAUUUAUUAUACUAUUAUUAGGUAUAUUAGCAUUUGUAUGGUAUCGUAAAAAUGGUAGAUCAUGUACAGAUGGAUUAACAUCGCAUACAUCCAUUGUUAAUAGUGGACAUAGUGUUGUAAAUCUAGAAACUGAAAAAAUGUUAACAACAAUAACUAGUCCAAAAAAAUUGACAACUAAUGGUCGUCAGUCAAAAAAUGAAAAACCAGACAAUAUGAACAGUGGAAACACUUCAAAUGGAUCUGAUAAUACAUGUUUAUCCCCUACAAAACCAAUGAUAUUAAUUAAUGAACGACCACCGUUUACACCGCCGGACUAUAAUCCAGGAUUUACUGACUCCACGGAUAGACUACCUAUGACACAUUUAUCUCAAUCACAAAUUCCAUUACAAAAUACUAAUGAAACAAUAAUUACUGGAAUGAUGGAUAAUAGACAAAAUCAGACAAAAAUAAGUUUUACUUUACGACCUAAUCCAUAUAGAAAUUUACCUCCAGCAAUUGAAACAAAACCAGGAAUGCCUUCUCCUGCCUCACAAAUUCCCUAUGCACCAUUUCGUAAAAUUAUGACAUUCCCUAAUUCAUCAACUGAUCACAAACAAUAGAUAGCUAUCUAACUACCUAUAAGAUAAGUGAAAGAUUUAUAUCCGUCACAAUGUGAAAAUGUAUCAUACAUGUAUUAUUAUUAUUAUUCUAAAAGAGAACAUUUUUCAUCUUAUCUAUUUUAUUU